Messenger RNA from Chilo suppressalis (striped riceborer), 1974 nucleotides. Lineage: Eukaryota; Metazoa; Arthropoda; Insecta; Lepidoptera; Crambidae. The record is from the annotation of a GenBank genome assembly.
AUGAUGGGAAAUGAAAGUUCUCAUUUAAGUGGCUUGGAAAUAGAAGAAAAAGCUGUUGAAGUUACAGAGUUUUGGACCCAAUAUCGCGCAACUAUAAAUGAUAGUUGCAGAUAUUUUAGUUUAAAAAGUGAUGGUUCAGUAUCAGUUUUUAAAGGAGAAGUAGCUUUAGGUCCACUAUGGGCUAUUUCAACACCACUGGAAAAAUUCUCAAAUAAUCUUCUGAAGUUUCGCCAUCCAUGUAUUGUACGUUACAUAUCGGCUUGGCAGCAAAGGUCAACUCUCCAUCUUGCUACAGAAUAUGUACAACCAUUAGCACAAGUCUUAAAAUCUCAAACACCUCUUCAGAUAUGCAUUGGACUAAAUAAUAUUUUAAGAGCAUUAGUCUUUUUACAUGAACAGGCAGGCAUGUCACACAAUAAUAUCAGCAUUUCUGCUAUUUAUGUAACUGGGGAUGGUCAAUGGAAGUUGGGUGGUUUACAGUAUCUUUGUUCCUUUACUGAACUUACUUCAGCUUAUUUGAAACAAGCCAGAAUACACAGGUAUGACAAAGCAGUUGAUAUGAAUGAAGAUUCAUAUGAUUUAACUACAAAGGUGGAUCAAUAUGCUUUUGGUGUACUAGUUGAAGAUGUCUUUAAAGGGCACCAGGAUGAUGAAGUACCACAUUUAAUGGAAUUUAAAAAGUAUUGUUCAAAUUUGCUGCAGCACCCUAAACCUGAAAAUAGACCAAAUUUGUCAGAGGUGCUUCACCAUGACUUUUUUAGUCAUGAAUUUAUUUCAAUUUAUAAAUUUCUGAAUUUUUUACCACUGAAAAAUGAAGAUGAGAGAUGUCAAUUUUUCUCCAACAUUUUAAUUACAUUGAAAUGUUAUGAUGAGGAAACUGUAGCCAAACAACUUGGUGGCUUACUAUUAUCAAGGCUCACUCUGCUGGAUCAAACCGCCAGAAAAGAUGUACUUCCGUACAUUCUGAGACCCAAGAAUGAACGGUCGCCUAUAAAUGGAGACAAUUCAGGCUUUUUCUCAUUAGGCAUAUUCAAAGAGCAUGUGAAACCGAGGCUUCUUCAAUUAUUUGGAGUAAGGGAUAGUCAAAUCAGAAUGUUACUUAUGAAUCACUUCUCAAAAUUUAUUCAUGUGUUCACACAUGAAGAACUGUCCCAACAUAUUCUGCCUGAGUUACUUGUGGGGAUAAAGGAUGUCGAUGACAACUUGGUAGCAUCAACAUUGAUUUGUUUGAGUGAACUUGUUCCAAUCUUGGGAGCAGACACUGUAGUUGGUGGAAAAAGAUUGAAGUUAUUCACAGAUGGACGACCAAAUUCAAAAUCUUCUCUAGAGAAACCUUGUGAUAACCGUAUUUAUUCCACAACAAAAUCUUUAAGAGAUUUGCCUUGUUCAGAAGAAAUAUUCCACCACAGUGGUAUUACAUCACCUUUUGAAAAGUCUAUAGUAUUAAAUGAAAGACCAUCACCUGUCGGGGGAGAGUCAUUUGAGAAUGAAAAUAUUUUAGUAACUGAAAAAGUUCAAAAUGGUGAUAGUGAAAAUGAAUGGAGUGACUGGGAUACUAAUAAUCGGAAAUUGACUUUACUUGAACCAGAAACUUUUAACAAUUCUGAUAUUGUUCAGCAACAUCAUGUUCCAAGUGAAGUCAAUGAUAUACAUUUACAUAAUAUAGAGAUAGUGCCUGAAUUAAAAAAAGAUCCUAAAAGUCAAGCAUCAUUGUUACAAAAGGCUGCAUUUGAAGCCAAGAAAAAUAUAGUAGAUAUAUCGGAAUUAGACAUAAAAAACCAAAAAACUGAAGUUUCUAGAAAAUCAGAGGAGGAAUUUGACUUUUUUGCAGAUAUGACACCAGUAAUUGAGAAACCAUCUUGUGUAAAUAUUUCCCUAACGGAACCACCUGAAAAUGUUAGUAGUAAAUUAAAUUUUGUUCCAGAUGAUGCAUUGAAUGAGAAAGAUGGUUGGGGAGAUAAUUGGGAUGAAUGA